GUUGGGGCGUGCACAGGUAAAUUAACGCAGAAUAAGUGUGAGCUAGCGUUAGCACAAUGCUAACAUCCCAUAAAUCUAAUCUCCAUCCUUACAAAGUCUUCAAAUAGAAACUCUAAACUCAUUUUAGUUGUGUUCGACUCCGUAUUAUGUUGCCAAAAUAUCAUGGAACCAAAUUAGAAGCCUCCUACUCGUUCGUGAGUGAUGAAAUCCCCCCCCCAUAACAACCCCAACUGUGAGUGGUGCUUGCCAAAUAGUGAGUCCUUGGAACCCCUCCCCACCAUUCUCAUCAUCUAUACGAGCAGACGGUGUCACGAAGCCAGGGAAGAGGAGAGGGAGACGGGGAGAGGAAGGAAGGGAGGGACUCACCAGAGACGCGAGGUGCUCAGCCUUAACGAGCGGACAGAAACAACGCUCCGGUUGGCUACAAACCAGGUGGAGGUCAAGGCAAGAGCGUCAAUCCCUGAAAAAGACCACCAUGAAUGAAUCGGCGGCCUGACGACUCCUUGACGGUGCUGGACUUUGAUUGGAUGGACACACUUUUGAUUGCCACUGUACUGAACGAGCCACAUGCCAUCCAGAAGAAUGGAUACUCCUCCCAACGCCUCACAUUCAUUCAGCUUUACGGACAUCUGUAAUGAUUGGUGUCACAGACAAGAAUUCACUUUCAGGCCCGUGGAAAAAAUGUGUGCCAGUUCUUGAGAAGCUUUUCAAACAGAAAAAAAAACAAUUUCCCCAUUAAAAAAAACUAUUUUUUGCAAAUAUUCUAAUAUGGACCAGUAUUGAUCGAUCAUGGUGGGCCGUACAUGCUGUAAUUUUCCAUAUUCAUGGAUCUCUCAUGGAGGAGGUCAUUGAUCGGCUCAUGCUGGUUUUUUUUGCUUUGUGAUCAUGCUGCUUUUAAUUGACCGUGCUCAGAAAAGUGCCGUUUUUUCGUUUUUUUCAUUCAGUCCACAAACAACUCACCUCGGAUUAGUACCAAGGAGACAAAUAGUCAAGUAGGAAAAAGCACCAGAGGAGAUUUCCAGCCUCACCGCCAUGGUGAUGUCCCAGGGCACCUACACCUUCCUGGCCUGUUUUGCCGGCUUUUGGUUGGUCUGGGCCUUCGUGGUCAUGCUCUGCUGUUUCUGCAGCUUCCUGCAGCGCCGGCUCAAGCGGCGCCGCGAAGUUCGGCUGAGGGAGCAGUGUCUCCGAACUGUGGAGACGGAGCCGCUCGCUUGUCCCGCUCUGCCGUACCCGCCGCCACCACUCGCCACUCCUCAACUAGCCCCGCCCCUGCUUCCGCCGCCUUCCCAGCAAAUGGCACCGCAGUUCUCGCUGUCGACGCCGCUUCCACUUCAAGUUCCUCAUCCUUUGCCUGAAGCUAACUGGGUCAGCAUGCCUGAAGCAGAUCCUUUUGGAAAGCCGCCGUGCUACGAGGAGGCGGUCCUAAUGGAGGACCCUCCCCCUCCUUACACCGAAGUCCUGUCAGAACCGCGAGGGGUCACCUACCUGAAACCCGCCCCUUAUCGAUCCGCACCGCCGCCCCUGCGGGAACACCAGGAUCCCAGCCCGGCGUUCCCGUCCAAGACCGGCAAGCCUCCGCCGCCGCCGCCGUCGUCCGUGUUCCCCGGUCGGGGUUACUCCUCCCUCAUCCGCCUGCCUUCGUCGCAGCGCUGGGACUCUUUGGGCCACCUGCUUUCCAACAUGGACCUCAACCAGUAUAACCUCACACCGCCGGGGGCUCGCUCCCUGCAGGUGGGCGUCACCAUGGCGACCAUGCCCCGCCGGGAGAACAGGACCGGUGAGCUUAGAGGACGGAUGCAGGGACUCCACCAUGCGGACUUUGAGGGAGGCGUGCAGAGGCUAAGAGGCCUGGAGCCUGGCUGUGGUCUGCCUACAGCCUUCCCUCUGCUGGGCCGGAGCACUGCUGUCUAAGUGGGCGGAGUCAUCUCCUCAGGACGCUAAUUGAGUCAAAGAUUCAGACACUCAGCGAGGCGUUUUCAUCUCUCAGCGCCCGAGCCUCCUAUUGUUCCGCAGCAGCCGUUGCCAUGGCGUCCGGGCCCUGCGUGUUCAUGGCGACGACCUCGCUCCUCCUUUUAUCUGCUCCGUGUAACGUAGGAUGGACACAGAAAAGUUGCCAGCAUAUAAACACGCUGCUUAUAUAUUGUAUCGUCUUUCCUACUGAACGCGUCACCCGCGUUCUUUCAGCGCUUUGUGACGCCACACGGGCAUCUUAAAAUACUCCUAAAAGGCAAAUUAUCUUGUUUUCCCACACUGUUAAAGACCAGCCGGCUGCAGCCUUCAGGCCCGUGAGUCACCGAUGAUCAAUUUCAGUUUGCACCCUACGCCUUUAAAAAUAAACAGAAAUGGAUCUCAGCCACUCAGGACAAGCCCCUCCCCCAUCCCUCAACGAGCCUCUGAUUCAGCCUGUUUAGAAAUAUACUGACAUUUAUUUAGCCUGUUGCACUGGUCAAUCAAUGGCUUUAAUACAAUUCUGUAUUUAUGCUAAGUACAUUAGGAAAGCCAAUUCAAUAAAAAAAAAAAA
Messenger RNA from Nerophis lumbriciformis (worm pipefish), 2521 nucleotides. It is a transcript of the gene prr7, whose product is annotated as proline rich 7 (synaptic). Lineage: Eukaryota; Metazoa; Chordata; Actinopteri; Syngnathiformes; Syngnathidae. The record is from RefSeq and is a predicted model, not a curated record.